AUGACGUGCACAUCGUUAUCGUACAAUUCACACGCAAUCGUCAUAGAUACAUUACUUACGAACUUAUCAGACAUCCGUGUAGACAGACAGACGGACAGGCACACACACACAGACACACGUAUACAUGUGCGCAAAUAUAUACACACACACACACACACACACAUACAUACACACAUACACACACACAUAUACACACAUACACACACAUACAUACACACACACAUAUACACACACACACAUACACACAUACACACACACACACACGCACUCGAACAACCACGUACACAGGCAUACAACAUAUAUCUUUUUGCGCCCAUGCACAACCCGGAUGAACACGUUCAGAAUGGAUGUAAUGGUGGUCCUACAAGCGCUCAAAUGUUGGUCUAUGCGUGGGCGCACGUCUGUGUGAUACGUGAGAGAUUGUACAAUCUUCACCUUCACAGUCGCCAUACUUUGACCAUAAUAGCAUGUGGUCUAUCAUACCCAAUGAUCAAUUACUGGGUUACGGUAUUGACCUUUCCGCAGUGUCACGCCAUUAACUUUAGUUAA
Molecule: messenger RNA, 549 nt
Organism: Loa loa (African eye worm)
Lineage: Eukaryota; Metazoa; Nematoda; Chromadorea; Rhabditida; Onchocercidae
Exons: 1
Coding region: 1-549 (182 amino acids)
Source: RefSeq, a predicted model, not a curated record